This is a messenger RNA of Synchytrium microbalum, 3009 nucleotides long. RefSeq lists its product as uncharacterized. Gene Ontology annotation, cellular component: nucleotide-excision repair factor 1 complex. NCBI's taxonomy places the organism in Eukaryota, Fungi, Chytridiomycota, Chytridiomycetes, Synchytriales, Synchytriaceae. The record is from RefSeq and is a predicted model, not a curated record. Gene Ontology annotation, molecular function: single-stranded DNA binding; single-stranded DNA endonuclease activity; damaged DNA binding. Gene Ontology annotation, biological process: resolution of meiotic recombination intermediates; double-strand break repair via homologous recombination; nucleotide-excision repair involved in interstrand cross-link repair. The transcript has 16 exons. Bases 1 to 3009 code for a protein of 1002 amino acids.
AUGAGCACCCUCCUCGACUUCCACCGUGACAUAAUAACCGAAUACAUCAAACCGGGCUCUCCAUCAGCAACUGUUGCAUCGCACAACUUACAAUCAGCUCCAGGAGUUGGCGAUGGCCUCCUAAUCCUAGCUCGUGGACUUGGAUUACGUCAUGUAAUCAUUGCAUUAAUGCGCAUUCAUGCUCGCAAGAAUGCAUUGGUCUUGUUGCUUAAUACGCCAUCACGAGAAGUGCAGGGUUUGAAGGAGGAUGUUGCGGCUGCUGCUGCUGCAAGUGAUGAUGAUAUGGGGAUUAGCGAUGAAGAUAGGGAGGCAUCGAAGUUGAUUAGGGUUAUUGAUAAUGAGACGAAUGCUGUUGAGAGAGCUGAAUUGUACAUGUCUGGUGGUAUACUGUCAGUUACGUCGCGGAUUCUGGUUGUUGACAUGCUGAAUAAGGUGAUUCCGGUGCAUCUCGUUAGUGGGAUCUUUGUCAAUCAUGCUCAUCGAGUGACUGACACGUCGACUGAAGCUUUUGUGCUGAGACUGUAUCGUGAUGAGAACAAGGACGGCUUCAUCAAAGCAUUCUCAGACUACCCUGAAGGAUGGGCUCAAGGUAUAUGGAAGCUAGAACGCACAAUGAAGAUAUUAUAUUUGAGACGAGUAUUCAUCUGGCCAAGAUUCCAUGUGAAUGUAUCACGCUGCAUAGACCGUGCACCUCCCGAAGUAGUUGAAAUCCGAGUCCAAAUGACGAAACGAAUGAAGAACAUUCAGGCUGCUUUGAUGGAAUGUAUGAGUGCGUGUGUUAAUGAGUUGAAGAGGGCUAAUCCUUCUAUCGACGUGGAAGAAUUCACAACACAGAACGCCAUGUUUCGAUCAUUUGAUGCAGUGAUCCGCGUACAGCUGGAUCCGAUAUGGCAUCGGAUAUCGUUGAAAACUAAGCAGAUUGUUGGGGAUUUGAAGACAUUGAGACAACUACUGGGUUAUCUCGCAUCAUACGACUGCGUAACCUUCAACUCAUUCAUCGAAGCCCUCAUCGCAUCAAACGCAGCAGGCAACGCAUCCGUCUUUCGAGGUGCUGAUCUUGAGUCGCCGUGGAUGAUGAUGGAUGCUGCUCAAGUGGUGUUUGGGCAAGCUCGUGAACGCGUGUAUCGAAAGUCCAGUAAUGGUAGUGCUGGGCUUGUUUCUUAUCAGGGUCUACCACCUGGCAUUGAACCAGUGUUGGAGGAACAACCGAAGUGGAGGCAUUUGAGGAAUGUUAUGAGGGAGAUUGAGGUGACGAGGAAGGCAAUGGCUAGUCAGGGGCAAGCUACAGGACCUGUAUUGAUUAUGGCAACUGGUGAUCGUACAUGCUCGCAAAUACGUGAGAUCUUGCAAGGUGCUGAUUUGACUGUCGUCAAACCUGAAGUCAAGGACGAAGACGAUGGUAAUACCACACCAACGUCGCUAAAAAGGUCUACAUCCGAGGAUAAAAAGAGGAAGCGACUAGUCGACGAUGAUGAUGAAGAGGAAAAUGGUGGCAAGACCAAGCCAGCGGAAACUAGUGCUUCGAAGCCCAAGAUGCAAUUCAGCUCGGAAGGAUCAGAGAAACUGUUGAAGCGUAUGAUGAACAACUAUUUCAGGUGGAAGGGAUCGUUGAAUAAGAUGAAGACCGUGUUCAACAAGCGAAGGGGAGGUGGCGGUAAUUCUUCGAGUCAUAUCAAUGGAGAAUCAUCCAAGUACACGAGAGGUGGACGUGGACAGCCGGCUAGUAAGCGUCGACGAGCUCGUGGUGGUGGAAAUGCUGGUACCAACAGCAAUGAUGGUGAAGUUGUACCUGCAUCGUUUGAGAAGGAAGCGGAUGAUAUUGCUGUCUAUAUGACUGCCAUCGCACCAGACGAUACCUUGCACGAAAAGGACUUUGAUGCCUCCCUAUUUGGCGAUUCAUAUGGACUUGUCGAACCAGCUUCUAUGGUGGUGGUUCGUCCUUACGCUACCAGCUCAUCGUCUAAAGCCGGUGGUCAAUCUGCUAAUGGUGAUGAUGAUGCAAGAGCUUUGGAAGAAAUUAAUCCUCAGUGGAUUGUUCUGUAUGACCCUGAUGUCGGGUUUAUUAGGAGGGUUGAGGUAUACAAGGCAUCAAAAUUAGAAAAGCAUUUGAAGGUCUACUUUAUGCUUUACGAGGACUCGACUGAAGAGUCUGUGUACUUGUCUAUGAUUCGUAAAGAGAAGGAGGCUUUCGAGAAGCUUAUUCAUGAGAAGAGUAUCAUGGCGAUACCUAUUGAUCAAGAUGGACGUGUGCAGCCAGAUCCCGACGAGACGUUCUUUAGGAAUCUGGAUACAAGAAACGCUGGUGGUCAACGUAUUUCCGCCAAAGAUUCCAACUUGGUCGUUGUUGAUGUUCGUGAAUUCCGAUCAUCGCUCCCGUCCCUUAUUCAUGCUCGUCGAAUGAAUAUUCGACCAUGUACACUAGAAGUUGGUGAUUACAUUCUAUCGCCACUGAUAUGCGUCGAACGUAAAUCAAUUAUGGAUUUGAUUUCAUCGCUUCGUUCCGGUCGCUUGUAUACCCAAGCUCAAUCCAUGUGCCUCCACUACAAGUACCCCAUUCUACUCAUCGAAUUCGAUCAACACAAAUCCUUUUCGCUACAGUCUGCAUCUGAAAUGAAGAGUGAUAUAUCAGCGGUGGAUUUAUCUUCGAAGCUGGUCUUGUUGACUCUUGCAUUCCCGAAGUUGAAGGUGAUUUGGAGUAGUUCUCCGGCUGCCACUGCUGAUAUUUUCUUGGAUCUAAAGAUGAAUCAAGAUGAACCAAGCACAGAAGCAGCAAUGGCAGUUGGUGUGGAGAAUAGUGACGAGAUUGAUAGUGCGUUUGCUAUCACGCCUGCUGACCUGCUACGCUCACUACCCGGCAUAACAUCCAAGAAUCAUCGACACGUUAUGAUGAAUGUCAAGGAUGUCAAAACUUUGAGCGAAAUGUCGCAUGAUGAUUUGCAGAAUUUGGUUGGAGUAGAGAGUGCGAGAAAGUUGUGGGCUUUCUUCAAUACGGAUUCGCGUGAAGAGUAG